AAUACUGGUAGGCACCUGGUGCCAGAGGAGAAGCAGGAAGUGGGAAUUUCAGGGCUUGAUUCUUCUGUGUCUUAAAUGAAAAGGGCAUUGCUUUGGGGUACCACUAUAUAGAAGCUAGAGCCCAAAGUAUUUCCUGCCCUCUGUCACCUCAUGGAUAGCAGGAGUUGAUGAAUGAGUGACCAGUGUCAUUUACUCUUCAGUCUUGCUGCUUCCUUAGCCUCUUCCUUUUCCCCUGGGUCCCAAUCAAGGAACAUGGCUUGUAGCAGAUGCCUCAGUUUUUGGACAAAUACAAGAGAUGGUUUAGCCUGGGAUCUGAGUUUCUUGACCUGAAAUUCUACUCCUUGAAGUUCUUUGGAGAGAAGAGCCCUCUCAGAGGGAGUGGAUGAAGAGAGGUGGAGUGAUUGCCCAUUUCCCCCUCCUGGCCAGACCUCCACUCUGCCUGCUAGUGUCCUCAUGCUUCCUGCCACCCAAAGCAGUAGUUACCAGAAGGCCUCUGCCUGGCCUGUGUGAACAACUAAUGAUCACAUUCCAGCUUCGGGGGAGAUGGUGGGAGUUGGGCAAAGAGGAAAAGGUGAACAGACAGAGCAGGCCCAAUAUGCAGAGAGGAACAUGGCAGGAAACUAGGCAGUCCUUGGCCCUAGAUUCAGAUCCUGACUCUACCUGUUAACUGGGCCCUCAAGAAAAUUACUUCAAAUUUCAGGGUGAAUAUUUGAAUUUUAACUGGGCUUCAGUUUCCUCAUUGGUAAAAAUGAAGGGGUGGGGGUGCCUGACUCUAUGUUCUUUAGUCAGGCCCCUUCCAGCUCUUAAUCUUUCUAAUCGUAAUGCCAUCUGUGCGACUCUGGGUAAAUCACUUCCCCUCCAGCGGCCUCAAUUUCCUCAUCUAUAAAAUGGGGGUAAGACAAGAGCAGUCUUUAAGGGCCUUUCCAGCAGGCCUAAAGAGACUCAGGAGCUUUGCGUGCCCGGCGGCAGCCUUUGGCUUCUCCCGGCCUGCACCCAAACGAAUCAAGGAUGCGCUCUGUCCCCGCCCCGGGGUACUGCCUAUUGCUGCCGGCCAUGCCUCUCGGAGACUCCCGCCCCCUUCCCUACGGGCCUUGGCCCGCAGCUUCCCCGGAAGUCGGCUUUUCAAAUGGACCCUGUUACAGCGGCUCCCAUCCGGGACAAUGGCAGCGGGAAGAGGGUGCAGGCGGGACUUCCCGUCUCGUGUCCAAGUAGCUUCCGGCGCGAGCCGGAAGACCCGGUCCUGGAAGGAAUCAGGGGUUGCCGAUGCCCCCCCGCCCCGCCUUCCCCGGACGGGCAGCUCAGACCCAGUGAGAAUUCCAGCCAUGGAACCACCUGAUACCACCCUCAUUGAAGGCGUGGGCAAUGAGGUGACAGUGGUGGUGGGUGUGGUGGUGCUGGUGUUGGCCCUCGUACUGGCCUGGCUCUCCACCUACGUGGCAGAUGCUGGCAGUAGCCAGCUCCUGGGCACCAUUGUGGCAGCUGGUGACACCUCUGUGCUCCGUCUUGGUCAUGUGGAACACCUGGUCGGGGGGCCGGGCACCUCGGAGCCAGCUGAGCCCACCCAUCUUGAAGAGGGUACUGAGGAGAAAUCUGAGGAGGAAGGGGGGGGGGACUCAGCAGGUGAGCCUGGUGCCGGGGGCGGGGUUGAGCCAGGCCUGGACCACCUGCUUGACAUACAGGGGCUGCCUAAUAGGGCAGCUAGUGGUGAGGGCAGCAGUCCAGAAGCCUCCCUGAGGUCUGAGGGUAGCACCCACCUUCUGCCUAACCCUGGCCUCAUCAACGUUCGGCUCAAAUUCCUCAAUGACACAGAGGAGCUGGCAGUGGCCAGGCCUGAGGACACCGUGGGCACCCUCAAGAGCAAAUACUUUCCUGGGCAGGAGAGUCAAAUGAAACUGAUUUACCAAGGCCGCUUGCUGCAGGAUCCAGCCCGAACCCUUCGCUCCCUAAACAUCACUGACAACUGUGUAAUCCACUGUCACCGAUCACCCCCGGGGCCAACAGUCUCUGGCCCCUCUGCACUGCCCACCUCUCCCACCACAGAGCCUCCAGGUCUCAGCGUCAGUGUGGGCAGCCUCAUGGUGCCUGUAUUUGUGGUGCUGCUGGGUGUAGUCUGGUACUUCCGUAUCAACUAUCGACAGUUCUUCACAGCACCUGCCACUGUUUCUUUGGUAGGGGUCACUGUCUUCUUCAGCUUCCUAGUUUUUGGGAUGUACGGACGAUAAAGACACCAUGGGGGUGGGAAGGAGAGCCACAGCCUUCUUUCCCCUCCCUAUUUCCCCACGCAGAGUUGGGUGCCAAGGACCCCAGGGCCAGUGGUGGUUGGUAAAAGGGGUGUGGGCCCUCCAUGGGAGGUAGGCAUGUGGCCUCUUCCAUGCUCUCAACUCUACCCCCAAGCAGGGUGAUCAUGCCCCUUCCCCUACCCAUUAACAACUCUCAGGUAGAAUUGAGGACUCCCCCCCCCAAAGACACACAUACCCCUGAUGCCAGUGUGAGUGAUUGCCCUCCCCUUGGGUGGACUCUGCUGAUGGUCCCGCUUGGUAGAGGUGCAGGCUUAGGUGACCCUAGAAUAUAGAGGGGGCCCCUUGCCAGCUGCCACCAUCUCUACACACACUAGAGCCCCUGGCCUGUCCAGCGUCCUGCAUGGCCACUCUCAUAUUGGGCAGCCAGCUAGAGGACAUAGCAGUAUCCACAGCAUGCUUCUGCCAGGGGCAGCAGAGCCCCUGUGCCUAGUCAUCAGCCAAACCGCCUCCUCUUGUUUCGAUGGUCAGGUCAGUAGUCUCUUUAUAAGAUGACCAAAUCCAGUCUGUUUCAGGAAGGGGGUGAGCAGGGCCAAGGUACUUCCUUGGACCAGCUGUUCUCUUCAGCCCUUUGGCCCCUGAGUAGUGAAAGUAGGAUGGUUCUCAUGUUCUGGAAUUUUUAAGGUUUCCCCCUUUUCUAGAGCACUUUGCUUGCAUACUUUUUUUUUUAAACAAAGAGACAGAACUCUGGGAGUCUUAAGGCAAGACCCUAGGAUCGAGAAGUGCAGGAAUAGGGCUAGGUAGGACACCACGAAGAAAUGUCUGCACUAUCAUGCCCUCUAUGGUUGAAAUAACUUUGCCCUUGUGGUGUGGACACUGCUGCCCCUGUGGCUCCUGACCUGAUGGCCACUGCCUGUGAUUGAAUAAAGUUUUGCUUUUGUGGCCAGCCAUGGUCACUCAAAAUUG
Molecule: messenger RNA, 3203 nt
Organism: Phascolarctos cinereus (koala)
Lineage: Eukaryota; Metazoa; Chordata; Mammalia; Diprotodontia; Phascolarctidae
Gene: TMUB2
Product: transmembrane and ubiquitin like domain containing 2
Biological process (GO): ERAD pathway
Molecular function (GO): protein binding
Source: RefSeq, a predicted model, not a curated record